This is a messenger RNA of Strongyloides ratti, 273 nucleotides long. RefSeq lists its product as hypothetical. The transcript has a single exon. Lineage: Eukaryota; Metazoa; Nematoda; Chromadorea; Rhabditida; Strongyloididae. The record is from RefSeq and is a predicted model, not a curated record. The coding region runs from base 1 to 273 and encodes 90 amino acids.
AUGAAGCGUCAACAAUGCUUUAAGGUGGUAGAAACUUCUGCAUCUACAAUAGAAGCUGAAAUUGUUAACGAUGGAGAAACUGAUCAAGAAACUAUCAAUGAAAAUAAUGUAAUAGAUCAAGAAAUAAGUCAAGAAAAUGAUGAGGAAAUUGACCAACAUAUAGAUCAAGAAAAUGAUCAACAAAGAGAUCAAGAAAUUGAACAAUUAAAAACUGAAAAAAAUAUAAAUUUUAAUGAGGAUUCUAAAUGGACAAAUCAGCAAAAAUGUGUCUAA